This is a messenger RNA of Cryptomeria japonica (Japanese cedar), 3449 nucleotides long. RefSeq names its product receptor-like protein EIX2. The record is from RefSeq and is a predicted model, not a curated record. Gene Ontology annotation, molecular function: protein binding. The transcript is spliced from 2 exons. The coding region runs from base 35 to 3031 and encodes 998 amino acids. Lineage: Eukaryota; Viridiplantae; Streptophyta; Pinopsida; Cupressales; Cupressaceae.
CAUUGCGCCAUACGAACUUGAGCCUUUGCAUACAAUGAUGCCUCCCAUUUCGUUUAAUAUUGCUCUAACCUUUGCCUUGGGCAUUGCUAUGAUGAUUGAUUUCCCAUAUACCAGUGGAUGUAGAUAUGAUGAAAGAGGCUAUCUGCUCGAUUUCAAAGGGAGCCUUAACGACACCUUUGGUCGAUUAAGCUCAUGGCGCGGAUACAACUGUUGCCAGUGGCAGGGAAUUGUCUGUGACUACCAGACAAACCACGUCAUUCAACUUGAUCUCAAAAACCCUUAUCACAAAGGAAAUGAUCAUGGCUACCGGGUCAACCACAUGUUGAACGGGGAGAUUCAUCCAUCUCUGUUUAAUCUGCAGCAUCUGCGCCACUUAGAUUUGAGUUGGAAUAACUUCCAGGGCAUCACUAUACCUCCUCAGUUGGGAAGACUCAAGAGGCUUACUUUUCUUAGCUUGGCUUAUACUGGAUUUGAUGGCGAGAUUCCUCUAGAGCUGCGAAAUUUGUCAGCCUUGCAGCAUCUUGAUCUGUCAAACUAUAACUCAAUCUACGGCUCAGAAUAUAAUUCAGAGUUUGAAUCAGAGUAUAACUUGAACUGGAGACUGAAGAGUUCAAGGUUUGAUGAAUGGAUAAGAAGUCUGAGGAACUUGGAAUACCUGGCGUUGAAGAAAGUGAACCUUGAAAAGGCAUCUCGCAGCUGGGGCGACUCCCUCUCCAGUCUCCCCAAUCUUAGCCAGAUUUACCUGUCUGCGUGUAGUCUUUCAGGAAGUAUUCCUUCACUUCUAAACAUCACCCGUUUAUCCCACCUUCAUCUUCGGGAUAACUCAUUCCCAUUCCCACUACCAGCUUGGUUCCGGAAUGUCUCGUCCUUGGUUUCACUUGAUCUCACUGGCUGUGGUCUCAGUGGUUCCAUGCCUUCCGAUUUCUUGCAGCACUCUUCUAGUCUGAGCAAUCUUCGCCUGCAGGUAAACGAUCUAGAGGGAGUGAUUCCCCCUUCCAUUGCGAACUUUUCAAAUCUUCAGACACUUGAUCUUAAUACCAAUUACUUAACAGGGGAUAUACCCCCAUUUGGAUGUCCAGUGGGGUGGUCUUCUAGUCUUUCAUUGAUUGAUCUUUCAUUUAACCAUUUGAAGGGCAGAAUACCAUACUGUCUUGGCAGGCUUCCAUCCCUCCAAUAUCUCGAUCUCCAGGAAAACAAGCUAAAUGGUGAUAUCCCGACCUCUUUGGGUCAGCUCUCUAAAUUAAAUUGCCUUCAGUUAGAUGAUAAUCAGUUGUCUGGAGCAAUACUAAAUUCAUUUUCAGAGCUCGCUGGAUUGGAAGUACUGUCACUUUCUUCCAACAAUUUCACGGGAAGUGUUUCUUUUUCUAUGUUCCAGAAUUUGACUCAACUUCGUGUACUCCUGUUAUCUAGAAAUCAGCUGACUAUUGAAAUUCCUUCAAGUUGGGUUCCACAGUUUUCGCAUCUGAAGUACCUAGGAUUGGGCUCUUGUAAUAUUGAAGGCAAAAUUCCAGCAUUUGUUUCAAGUCAAUAUUCACUUAAGGGUUUGGAUCUAUCAGAGAAUAGAAUUAGGGGAGAUCUUCCUACUUGGCUGCAGGGUUUUACUAAUCUUAAGAUGCUUAAUCUUUCAAAUAACCAACUAGAAGGUUUUCUACCCCCAUUCCAUUACAAUCAGUUUAGCUCUCUGGAUUUGCAUAAUAAUAGCUUUCACGGCCCUAUUUCAGCUCUUUCUUUUUAUGGACCUUUGUUGGAUUUGUCACAUAACAAGUUUAAUGGCUCUAUUCCAGCUACAAUUUUUCCAUUGCUGUAUUUGUCCCUGUCAGCAAAUAAUCUGAGUGGAGGUAUUCCGCAUUCAAUAUGUGAACAUGGAAAGGAUUUGAAUAUUUUAGAUUUGUCCAACAACAGACUGAGUGAUGUGAUUCCUGCGUGUCUGGGGAGAUGUUCAUCUCUUAUAAUUUUAAAUUUGGCUAGAAAUGAUUUGCAAGGUGAGAUGCCAGGGGAGCUGGGAAAUCUGACUCAACUUCAGACAUUAAACCUCAAUGGAAACAAUUUGCAAGGUCUUAUUCCUCCAUCUAUUGCAAAUUGUAAAGAUAUUCAAGUAUUUGACGUAGGAAAUAACAGAUUUCAAGGGAGCAUCCCAGUUUGGCUCCGAAAAAUGAGACACUUGAAAAUUCUCAGCUUAACAAAUAAUAAGCUUGAAGGUACUAUUCCACCACAGUUGUUUGAGCUGCCAAAUCUUCAUGUCUUAGAUUUAUCUCAUAACAAUAUAUCAGGAACAGUCCCUAAAAAUAUAGAUAAACUACAUGCUAUGGUAAAUCAAUCACAGAGUUUUGAAAUGCAACAUAUGGAGAGAUUCUAUGGUGUUUGGAUAGCCAAUACAUAUAUGUCUGUACAAGUAUUAUUUGUGAAUCAAAUAACGCUCUGGAUCAAAGGAACAGCACGUCCAUAUGAAAAAAUCUGGACAUCAUUCAAAGUCAUGGAGCUCUCACAUAACAAGCUCCAGGGUAGCAUUCCUCAGAAAAUGGGACUUCUCCAGGGUCUAGUUGCUCUCAACAUUUCGAACAAUAAUAUCAGUGGUAGAAUUCCGGAAUCCUUGGCUCAGAUGGGUAAUCUACAGUCUCUGGAUCUCUCGAUGAACAUGCUGUCAGGGAAGAUUCCCCAGGAACUUGUAAGUCUCACCUUCCUUUCUGUCUUGAAUCUGUCAUACAACAUGCUUUCUGGGCUAAUACCGCAGGGAAAUCAGUUUUCAACGUUUGAAGCUUCUUCAUUUCUGGGGAACCCCAAACUUAGGGGGCCUCCCCUCGAAAAUAGAACACAGAGCCCCGGUUUUGAUAAAAGAAGCAACCAGGAAAGGUCGCCUAGUACGGGAGUUGCAGAUGCAGAUAAAGUGGAUAAAUGGUGGGCAGUGUCAGUGGGGUUAUGUUACGGAGUGGGAUUUGUUUCUGUAAUUGCAGUGUUGUGUUUUCACGUAGAAUGGAGGUACAGAUGUUUUGCAUUGCUGGAUGCUGUUGUGGCUUAUCUUUGUAAGCGCUGAAAAACCUGCCUGCUAUCUAUGAUUGCUUGAAGAAGGUUUUCAUCAAUGGAGAUCAAAAUGGACGGAUGGUUUCAUGAAGGCUUAGCCAUAUAUCUCAUUAGUGGCUGGGCAUUGUGAUGAAAAUCCCUCUGUCAAAUGGGAUGAACCCUCUGGCUUUCAUAGUUUACUCUAAUGCUUUUGAGUUUCUGGCGCUCACUCCAUUUGCUUUCUUCCUUGAGAAGUUUGAAUUAAUGAAUUAACUAUGAAAUGAACUGUAAGCUAUGGUUUAUAGAUGGGAAUUGAAAUAAAAAUUGUUAGGGAAAUGCAGAAAACAGCGAGUCAAAUUGAAUUUGUCUUUGGCUGGUCAGUUUUCAUGGUCUGUCUUGCAGGGUGAGUAAGAUACUUGAUUAGUAUUCACUGGUACUGGAGUAUAGAUACU